GGUAGGCAAGACAUUUGGCAAGCUGAUGACCCACUCGCACUUUAAGGGACUUUCUUCUUCAGACCAGGAGAGCUGGACGCAUUUACCGUUACUCAGAGAAGAACUUCAGCGUGCAUUUUGACAGCUGACAAGUGACAAGCAAAUUCGCUUCUUGCAGGCUUGUUUUAUUCCACAAAACCGAUAGAAAGAUCGGACUAUCUGAAAGUCAUGAUGGAGAUGAAGGUGCUGGGAUGCGCGUUGCUUUUUCCUCUCCAGAUCUUCUUUUGCUUGUUAAGGGCGAUCGUGCGUUUGUUUACGCGCCAGAAGCGCAGAGAUCUGGGCACUGAUGUGGUCCUCAUCACUGGAGGAGGAAGAGGAAUCGGCCGUCACCUGGCUAAAGAGUUCGCCAAACAAGGAGCAAGAAAGGUGAUUUUGUGGGGCCGCACGGAGAAAUGUUUAAAAGAGACAUGUGAGGAGAUCUCCAUGACUGGAACAGAGUGCCAUUACUUUGUGUGCGACGUGGGCAACAGAGAGGAAGUGUACCAGCAAGCCAAAGUGCUCAGGGAAAAGGUCGGGGAUGUCACCAUUCUUGUCAAUAAUGCAGCUGUUGUCCAUGGAAAAACUCUUAUGGACAGUGACGAUGACGCACUCCUGAAAACCCAGCACAUAAACACACUUGGACAGUUCUGGACCACGAAAGCAUUUCUGCCUCGCAUGCUGGAGCUCUGCAACGGCCACGUGGUGUGCAUUAACUCCAUUCUCUCCCUCUCCUCCAUCCCUGGAGCCAUCGACUACUGCACAUCCAAGGCCUCGUCUUAUGCCUUCAUGGAGAGCCUGACGCUAGGCCUGCUGGACUGUCCAGGAGUGGGCUGCUCCACGGUGCUUCCCUUCCAUACUGACACAGAGAUGUUCCAGGGCAUGAGAGUUAGGUUCCCUAAGCUGUUUCCUCCUCUGAAUCCUGAGAUGGUGGCCGAACGCACUGUAGAAGCUGUAAGGACCAACACUGCCUUUGUUGUCCUGCCAUGGACCAUGCACUUUCUAGUCAUCCUUAAGAGUCUUUUGCCCCAGGCUGCCCUGGAAGAGAUCCAUAAGUUCUCAGGAAGCUACACCUGUAUGAACACAUUCAAAGGACGGACAUAAACUUAGAAGCAGUGUGACUGUGAAAAAUCCUCAAAACCAUUUUUUUAAUGCAAAGCAAGCACUACGUCCAGGAACACCAAUCUGUUGCUUUGUGGACGCAAAAAAAUUAUAGACUGUGAAAGGGUCAUUGGAACAGCAUAUCGAGAUGCCUUUGUUUUUUCCAGGAACUGUUAUGUCUGCGAGUUUUAUGUGGAUAGAUUUGGAUUUGUUGCCAUAUACUGGACUGCACACAGGCAUGUAGGUGAAUGCGUUCUUUGGAUAAUGUGAUAGUAAGGAGCACAGACUGUUACGAUUAAAGGGAUAGUUUACCCAAAAAUGAAAAUGACCCCAUGAUUUACUCCCCAUCAAGCCAUCCUAGUGCCACUCUCUUCUGAACUCAAGUACGACAGUUAAUGAAAGCUAGAGAUUAUGGUAUGUAAAGUUUUAAAUAUGGAUAUUUUGCUUACACAAACGUAUCGAUUUGCUUCCGAAUGGCUUUAUUAAUCCCCUGGAGCAGUGUGGAGCACUUUCUAUGAUGGAUGGAUGCACUUUAUUUGGCUUCAGAAUCUCAAGCAACAUUCAUUAUAACAUUCAUAAUUUUGUCUGAAAGAAGAACGUCAUAUACACUGAGGCUGAGUAAAUCGUGAGGUAAAUAAAAGUUUUGGUUGAACUAUCCCUUUAAUAAUUUUACAAUGCUCUGAGGUUUUCAUCAGGGCCUGUUUGCCCUUGUAAGGUGUGACUUGGGAGUUUUAUAGAUUUUCACUGAUUUUAAGAACAUUUUUGUAAGUCAAAAGUCAAGUCUUCAACCACAUACGGCAAAUGUAUAUAUUUUUCAAAUAUUUAUAUUUUUUAAGUUGCUGAUAUAAAAAAUAUUCACAUAAACAUCCAAUUUCAAUAUUACGUUUGAGCUGUUUUCUCAUUUAUCUUUUGGCCAUUCUAUAUAUUUCAAUCCAAAUGUAAUACUGUCCGAAACAUAAUAAAAAAAAGUUAAGAUUGGAAGUGAAUGUUCUUUCUCAAAGUAUGUAUUUUGGUUUAAACUAAAUAUAUUCAUUUUUUAUUUAAGCAGUACUGUUUACCACAUAUAUUAGAAAUAUAUUUUGGUCAGGUUAAAAAAUGUAUAUUCUUUUGCCUUAUGGGACUUGUUUAAAGUAAUUCCAGCAUGUCUAUCUUCAUAUUACGGUCAACUUGAAAUAAACAGUAUUUGAGCUUAAAAAAACCACGGUGAGUGUUAUUUUGUGGGUGUUCAUGUUGGUUUGAAAACAGGGAAGUGUCAGUCCCUGGCAGUGUGCUUGUUCUGUCUCUGCCAAAACUCACAGGCAUUUCAUGGUCAGCAUUCCACCGCUGCAGGCCAGCCAAUCGUGAGCUCACUGUGGGCAGGGUUGUCAUAACACUAACUCCGCUAAACAGGAAAGCACACUGGAGAGGGGUCAGCCACUGGAAGACUUAUAGAUGAAUCUAGAACUUGUCAUUUUAUUCAGCUUUGUCACUCACACCUAGCUGAACUGCUGAGGUUCGCUGUCGGUGCAGCUGUAUCGCACCAAACAGAUGGGUAGGUAAUGCAGUGCCUGUUCACAAUUUUCUCCUACGCCUCGAUUUGCCAAAUUGGAUGCAAGAUCUAAGACUGUAACCUCAUAAAAUCAAAUCUACAGGCAGAUGUUUUUUUUUUCAGCGUCUCUCCCUCAAAUUUUUCCAUGCAGUGCAUCCCUGCUGCGGUAUUAGAAGACAAUAGAGUGUUAUCAAAGCACACUGGGGACCGAAACUGACAUACAACAGGCACGAAGCCGCUAUUACAAUUAUGUGAUUACCAAUUCACAUCACAUUCUUCAUUUUACACACUGCAGUUGCUUUGUGGCUGAAAGGAAAAGUUACUUUCUGAUGAACUAUAUAAAAUAAAUAAUGUACGCUGUGGGAAUAAUCACCCAAAAUGUUGUAUAACACAAAUGACAAAAUCUGAAGAAUGAGUCUUGGCAUGCCUAACGGCAAUGAUGGACACUGUUGAGAGUGGGAUCAGGACAUGAAACUGUGUCAUGGAGUGCAUGUGUGUUGGAGAAGUCAGCUCAAAUCUCAGGGGGUGAGUUCAGAGCAAGGUUAGCCAAAUAGUAGAUAAAUCUGAGUAGGUUGUUGGACAGACAGCUCACCCUGUGAUGAACCCUUUGCCCAGAAAAAAUAACUGUUUAAUGUGACCCAGGCACCCAGCACAGGUGGAAAAGUAGUAGGAAUGGGUACUAGGAGAAUUUGUAGGGCACAUGGUAACUCGUCCCUAUCGUAAUAGAUAACUUCAGGGAUGUUGAACAUAUGCCAUUAGCUUUCACAGGUUUGUGAGAUCAUAUUUGAACCAGAUUUCGUCAGACUGGUCUGUGUUACCACAUAUUGUAGUUGUUUGUUUGAACCCAUGUGUUUCUGAUGACAGCAUCUCAUUAACAAAAGCACACUUACGUCUAUGCAGUGCAUGAAUGCUAAAUGAUAGCAAUAGCAUUGUCCUUUUCAGUGUUAUUAAUCCAAGCAGGGUAGGGUUGUGUGGCCACUGCACAUCCAUCUUUAACCAAUGAGUGUGUCAACAUAAGGGAAGAGUCCAUUGAUCUGACAUCUCAAUGGUAGUCAAGAAGAAGAAUGUACAGUAGACAGUCCCUGCAUCCCAAUGUGCAUAUCCACACUAUCUGUCUUAAAUAUUUAAAAGUACCAACAGAAUUUAGGGACACAAUGGGACGUAGGCAAAGAGCUUGAAAAUGCAGCCAUGUUUGACUAAAAGAAACCUCUUUUAAAAAUGUAAUGUUAAAGAAAUCUUGUGUAUAAUGCCAGAGAUGAUCUCAUUUUAAAUACAUUUGAUACAUAUAAAUUACUGUUUUACUGUCAACUGAAUUUACCAUUGGAAGCAAAUUACCGUUUUUUUUAUAUCUCCCGAUAACAAACAUGCGUCAACUAACCAGUUUGCGGCUCCCCGCCAUUUUGUACCCUGUGCAAAUAACUGCAGCAAGCAGCAUGUGAUUGUCAGCCGCAGAAAUGGAGACUUAAAUUAAAAAGGUAUGAGCAAACAUUGUUAAA
Molecule: messenger RNA, 4140 nt
Organism: Carassius auratus (goldfish)
Lineage: Eukaryota; Metazoa; Chordata; Actinopteri; Cypriniformes; Cyprinidae
Product: short-chain dehydrogenase/reductase 3
Exons: 6
Coding region: 208-1119 (303 amino acids)
Biological process (GO): regulation of retinoic acid receptor signaling pathway; retinoid metabolic process
Cellular component (GO): lipid droplet
Molecular function (GO): all-trans-retinol dehydrogenase (NAD+) activity
Source: RefSeq, a predicted model, not a curated record